CUGGGAAUAGAGAAGAUUUACCUUGUUUUGGCUGGAUUUCAUAUCGCAAAACUCUUAGCAAUGAGACUAAAGCUAAAGUUAGAAUAUUACAGAGUUUGGGACUUCGCAUAUGUCAAUAUCAAGAAGUUGAAGGUAGUUUAGCUAUAAGUGAUUGGGAUGUUAUUAUUGUUCAGGUUGAAAGCACACAUCGUAUUGAGCUUCACAGAAGGCGUCUAUAUGUAAUUAUUUUAGAUGAAGUCAAUGCGAUUAUGCGCCAAAUGUCCAGUGGAACUCAUGCACGAGAAUCUGAAAAUGCUUUGCGAGAUUUGUUAAAGUCAGCUAUUCAUGUUCUUUAUGAUCCAGACAAAGGUUCAGAGGCUAUGAGAAGAGGUCUUAAGAUACUUCGAGAAGGGAUUAGUAAUAUUAAAACAGGAGUAUAUGUCGAAGCUUUUACACAGAUGCUUUACCGAAUUCAGGAUUGUCCACAAUGCAUAAUUUUUUUAUAUAAUAGUAAAAAGUCCUUUGAAAUAUUCCAAGAGCCAAAUCAUAAUCUAAUUCGUGUAGGACUUUUUGCUUUAAGACCUAUUGAUUUACCGACAGCAGUAAAAGGACAUCGGGAAUGGGAUAAAAUUGCUGAUUGUUAUGCUCUUGAUGCAUCUUUAGCAGUUGAAACAUAUAUUGAGGCUGAAUAUCAGAGACGCUUAUCAGCUAAGUACUUUCCCGAAAUUCUCUGCAGUCUUGUUUCUAGUACAGGAGCUUCACUUGAGAUUAUUUCUGCAGAAGGUACCAUAGCUAAUAGGAAAAUAGUUUUUAAUAUUAUUAAGGCAAUUGAAGAAAAUAUCAAAG
This is a messenger RNA of Funneliformis geosporum, 825 nucleotides long. NCBI's taxonomy places the organism in Eukaryota, Fungi, Glomeromycota, Glomeromycetes, Glomerales, Glomeraceae. The record is from the annotation of a GenBank genome assembly.